GUACGUACGUAGUCUGACCAAUGCGAGCUUGAUCCGAGACAGAAUUGACUCCUCUUUGACGGCUCGACCCUCGUAGUACGACGUCCCAACGGCACGAUGCUGCUGCGCCUUGUGAAGAGUUAUGCAGCAUCUGCCGUGCACAAGCCCUUGGCGGCGUGGUUAAGCUCAGGCAAGCUUACGUGCCCCCCUGUCGCUUUUUCGGUUUCCCAAGCGAAACCAUCGCGAGCUCAGCGCCAGCCCUUUCCUCCCUUGCCAUCCUUCUAGGACUCUCGCCCACCCGUCGUCGACAUUGUCAUUCGUUCCAAUUCCUCGUAACCACAGCCACGCCGUCGCAAUGGCACAGGACCACACUGCACGCCUCCUCGAGGAGCACGACGCCGCCGUCAAGCGCAUCCAGGAGCAGGUCAAGUACUUCCACGACAACAAGAAGCAGUUCCGCGUCUACCAUGGCUCCACCAGCUCGACGCGCCCGCUGAGCUUCAAGCGCGACGAGAUUGUCGACACCAGCGACAUGGGCCGCAUCUUCCCUGUCGACAAGGAGACCAUGACCGUCAAGGCCGAGCCCAAGGUGCCCAUGGACCUGCUCGCCGCCCACUGCCUCAAGGAGGGCGUCAUCCCCAAGAUCGUCAUGGAGUUCAAGGGCAUCACCGUCGGCGGCGGCUUCUCCGGCUUCUCCGGCGAGAGCAGCAUGUACCGCUACGGCCUCUUCAGCAACACCGUCCCCGAGAUCGAAAUCGUCCUCGGCGACGGCACCCUCGAGAUCGCCAACCGCGAGCACAACGCCGACCUCCGCGAGCACGCCGCCGGCAGCCUCGGCACCUUUGGCAUCGUCACCCUCUGCACCAUCGAGCUCAUCCCCGCCACAAAGUACGUCCACGUCGAGAUCCGCGAAGUCGACGAGGUCGCCAAGGCCCACCUCAUGUUCGAGGAGGCCUGCGCCAACCCCGACAUCCACUUCAUCGACGGCGUCUACUUCCGCAAGGGACGCGUCGUCGUCAUGUACGGCCGCUUCGUCGACGAGUUCCCCAAGGGCCACCAGGCCCUCAAGAAGAUGCAGGUCCACUGGUUCGCCGACACCAUCGAGGACCUCCUCGACAAGCACAAGCCCACCAACGAGACCCCCCAGUCCAUCUACAUGACCACCACCGACUACAUGUUCCGCUACGACCACGGCGCCUUCUGGGGCGGCAAGCUCGCCUUUAUGCACUUUCACGUGCCCCAGAACGCCCUCACGCGCCGUCUCGCCGACCCCUUCCUCGACAGCCGCACCUGCUACCACGCCCUCCACAAGUCCGGCCUCGCCGCCGAGUACGUCGUCCAGGACUUUGGCAUCCCCGCCAAGAACGUCAACGAGUUCAUCGCCUUUGUCAACGAGACACUCCCCGAGCUGCAGAUCUUCCUCGCGCCGUGCAUGCGGCCCCGGGAGAUUGGCCUCACCUCGCGCUUCCACCCGCGCGUCGCCGAGGUCGCCGACGAGCGUCUCUUUGCUGUGGGCGUCUACGGCCGCGGGCCCUCGGACCCCGCGGCCUUCUACGAGCUCAACCGCAAGCUCGAGCUGCGCAGCGCCGAGCUCCUUGGUGCCAAGCUGCUGUACGCUCGCACCUACUACACCGAAGACGAGUUCUGGACCAUUUACGACAAGACCAUCUAUGACGAGAUGCGCAAGAAGUACAAGGCCGAGGGUCUGCCGUCCGUGUAUGACAAGCUCAAGGCCGACAUGAACACGGGCGCCGGCCAGAGGAGGCCCGUCCGGGGCAUUCUCGAGACCAUUUGGGACAAGGCCAUUGGCAACAAGGAGUACCUGCUCAAGAAGUGAGAGGCAGACGCAAGAGGGCGAGAGAAGAAGGGGAGGUGUAGGACAGAGGUUUUUCAGUGGUAAUAUGUCAUGAUACCCAGUCGUGUUGUAUUAUCUCUCCGCAUUCAAUCCAUCUUAGACUAAUUAUGUGUGGUUCACUACUACAAAGCUUAUUACAAUUUUACUCGUUUCAUUGACAAU
Emericellopsis atlantica is the source of this 1996-nucleotide messenger RNA. RefSeq lists its product as uncharacterized. Gene Ontology annotation, molecular function: Delta24(24-1) sterol reductase activity; FAD binding. Lineage: Eukaryota; Fungi; Ascomycota; Sordariomycetes; Hypocreales; Bionectriaceae. Gene Ontology annotation, cellular component: membrane; cytoplasm. Gene Ontology annotation, biological process: steroid metabolic process. The record is from RefSeq and is a predicted model, not a curated record. Bases 335 to 1816 code for a protein of 493 amino acids. The transcript has a single exon.